AUUGUCUGUUAGAAGAUUAAGAGAUGUCAUCAUUUUUAAAACCAGUGCCAGCCUCAUCACCACCUAAAUCUAGAAAUACAAUAUCGCCAAAUACGCAAUCCAAAAGUCCAUAUUACAAUGAAUUGCAGCAAGGAUCGACUUUACAGAAAUCCUAAUAAAGUCUAAGGAACUCCCAUUACAUUAGUAAGUUUGAGAAGAGCAUCGAUAUGGAUAUGAAACAAAGCAAUACCUUUAAUAAUCCAGAGUUUGAGAUUAAGAAAUUAAUGAAUUUAGUGGAAUUACAAUAGCAUGAAAUCAAUAACUGGAAACGUCGCUAUGAACAAGCAGAGACUAGAUGUAUCACAUCUGAUCAGACUUAGACAAUGCUAGAAUAUGAGAAACAUUUGGAUCAAUUGACCAAAGAAUUAAAAAAUUCUAUAUAAUAGAAUGACGAACUCAGCAAUAAAUUGAGAGACAAGGAUACCCAAUUGCUUCGAUUGAAUAAAUAAAUAGAUAUUCAGAAACAAUAAUUGAAUGAUUAUUCAUCUGAACUAAAGUAUCUUUAACAUGAAAAGGUGAAUUAGGAUAAGGAUGCAUCAAUACAAUUGUAUCAAAAGGAUUAGAAAUAUAAUUAAAAUUUAUAAGAGAUCUAACAAGCACAUUUAGAACAAUUACAAUUAAUGGAUGAUCAAAUUUAGAAACUACAAGAUGAAUUAGUGAGAAGAAAUCAGGCCAUUGAAUUUUAGAAAUAAGAGAUCGUCCAAUUGGAUAAAAUUGUAAAUGAGAUAAAGACAGGAGAAAAGAAUUUGAUGUAACAAUUAGAGUCUCUGAAAGUGAAGUAUUAGGAACUUUAAGAGGAAAAGAAAAGAGAAGUCAAUAAACUAAUAUAAUAAAAUGAAUAAUAAGUUAAAUCAUAAGAAAAAGAGUUUCUAGACGAGAAGGACUGUCUAGUGGAUAGAAUUGGAUAGCUUUAAUAUGAGAAUAAUAUUUUGAAUUAAUAAAUACUAGAAUAGUAGAAUUUAAUUUAAGGAUUGUAAGAUGAGAUAUAAUCACAAGUGGAAUAGAAUUGCAACUUAUAAGAGUAGAAUCAGUUGAGCACUUAGGAUUUAGAUUAAAAGUAUAGAAAAUCAGUAUCAGAAAUAAAGAUGGAAUAUCAAUAAUAGAUUAAUAAAUUGUUGUAAGAGAUUUAAAAGCUGAAUUAACAAUUAGAUUCAACUUAAAAUUAAAUAUAGUAAAACUAGUAAUUGAAUUAAGAAUUGUAGAUUGCACUUGAGAAUUUGAAUUAGCAUCAUUAGACUACAACAGCUUAAUUAAAGUAAGUGUAGAAUGAUUAUGAUUCUUUGCAAUUGCAAUAUGACAAUGACAUUUAAGAGCAGAAUUAAGAUAUUGAAUAAUUAAACGACUAAGUUAAUCAAUUGAGUGAACUAUUGGAAUAGAGAUCAAAUGAAUUUGAUGAAUGCAGAUAAUAGAAGGGAUAGUUAGCUUUAAGAAAUAAUGAGAAUAAUUUAUUGAUACAAAGAUUGUAAGUGGAGUUGGAAUGUCAAAAAUAGAAAUUGAUUGAGAUACAGAAAUAAUAGGAGGUAUCAGAAUAAGUGAAGGAUGAAAUCAAGAGAUCUCAGAUUGAAUAGAUCAGGAGAUAGAUGGAGUCAUAGGUCGAGAUUCUGGAGAGUGAGAAUAGAACUCUGAGAUACUAGAUAGAGAUGAAGAAUAGAGAAUGCGAGGAGUGGAAACAAUAGUAUACUAGAAAUUAAUGA
Messenger RNA from Paramecium tetraurelia, 1733 nucleotides. RefSeq lists its product as uncharacterized. The transcript is spliced from 5 exons. The record is from RefSeq and is a predicted model, not a curated record. Lineage: Eukaryota; Ciliophora; Oligohymenophorea; Peniculida; Parameciidae.